This is a messenger RNA of Saccostrea echinata, 3081 nucleotides long. RefSeq names its product SWI/SNF-related matrix-associated actin-dependent regulator of chromatin subfamily A containing DEAD/H box 1B-like. The record is from RefSeq and is a predicted model, not a curated record. The coding region runs from base 1 to 3021 and encodes 1006 amino acids. NCBI's taxonomy places the organism in Eukaryota, Metazoa, Mollusca, Bivalvia, Ostreida, Ostreidae. Gene Ontology annotation, molecular function: ATP binding; chromatin binding; ubiquitin binding. The transcript is spliced from 21 exons. Gene Ontology annotation, cellular component: nucleus.
AUGGCGACUAAAAGUCCAAGCUUAAACUCCCUGAUGAAUUACCGUUUUGUCAAGAAGCAAGUUCCUAAACUAACGAGUGGAAGUGAGAGCUUAUUCAGCUCGGACACUAAUGGCAUUGAUAGUCCGCAGGGAGUUAAAGAAAUGAACAAACAGACAGACAGUCAAACAAGCAGCUGUUCCUCUGCCACAAUUCUCUACUCUGAUCAGGAAGGCGGGAGUCAAAACAGUGAAACUACCAUUCCAUAUAAUCCAAGCCAGAACUUAGGAAGUCAGGAUCCCUUCUUACAAAAUACAGAUGAGGAGCUGACAUGUAGUCCAGAGUCCCCAAUAUUUCGUGGAAAGGUCAAAGGGUCAAACAGGAAUUGUAUAAAGGAUGAAGACACAGAACCUGGAUCCUCUCCUUGGCUUUCUAAAGAGCAGGGCAUAGUAAAUGGUGCAGCUUCUACCUCUAAACAAAGAAGGAAAUCCAAGCAGGAGGUGAGGCAGGGGUUUGGGGACGACUUGACCCCAGACCAGACGGAGGCGGUCAAUCACUUGAAGGCAAUGUUCCCAGACAGAAGUAUGGACAUUCUACAGCAAGCUCUGGAGGCACAGUCCUGGAAUGUUGAGAAUGCUGUCGAUCAAAUGAUUGAUUCAUCCAAGGCCCUCAAAAAGAAGGGUGCCAAAAAGCGAAUUAUACGUGUGGACAGCAGUGAUUCCGAUGGGGAAGGAGGGUCACCAAUCCAUCACCCCUCUAAAAGGGCACGACCUCUAGACUCCAUUGACCUUGACCAGACUCAAAUCUCAGAAGAGGAGAAGAAUAAAAGGAUCGUCUUCCUUCAGGAGGCAUUUCCCGGGAAAAAACGAAGGGAUCUACAGAGAGCUUUGGAGAAUAACAAUUGGCAGACAGACGACGCCCUCCUGGAACUUAGUAACUUCAUGGAUAACGGCAAAGAGAGACAAGCUGCACUGGAAGAUGAAGAGGAGGAUUUUAAGAGUGAAGAUGAAGAAGUAGACAGUGAUGAUAGCAUUGAGAUGGACACAGAGACAGCUCGCACAGAAAGAGAGAAAAUUCUGGCUUUCUUUGACGAAGCAACAAUUGAGGAACUAUCUGCAACACCUGGAUGUUCCAAGAAACGAGCUGAAGUCAUCAUAUCACUAAGGCCAUUUAAAAACUGGAAUAAACUCACAACAGAAUUCUAUAACAACAAAGCCUUGUCCUAUGACAUCAUCAGUGGUUGUAAGGACAUUCUUCGUGUGCGACAAGUUAUCGUCAAACUAAUGCAGAAGUGUGAGGGGAUCUCUAAAAAGAUGGAGACUGUAGUGUCCUGUCUGACCAAGAAAACAGAAUUUGAUGAAAGCAGUGAUGAUGAUUCGAUACAGAUUACAAAACAGCCACAGAAUCUGUCACCUGGCUGUCAGCUGAAGCCUUUCCAGAUGGUGGGACUGAACUGGCUUCGUAUCAUGCACUCCCAGCACCUGAAUGGCAUCCUGGCUGAUGAAAUGGGACUUGGUAAGACAAUACAGACAAUUGCUUUUAUUGCUCAUCUGCUGGAGGAAGGAGAGACUGGGCCCCAUGUUGUUAUUGUUCCCUCAUCAACUAUAGAGAAUUGGAUGAGGGAGUUUGAAACUUGGUGCCCUGAGGUUAACCUCCUUGUGUAUUAUGGUUCUGUGGAGGAUCGUCGUCAGAGUCGCAUGUCACUUCUUUAUGAUUCCAGCUCUCGGUACAAUGUCGUUCUUACAACAUACAACAUGGCCACUGGAAGUGUAGAAGACCGGGCAUUGUUUAAAAAAGUGAAUUUCCAUUACGCAAUCUUUGAUGAGGGUCACAUGUUAAAAAACAUGUCCUCUUUACGCUACCAGAACUUAAUGAAAAUAGCAGCAGAACGUCGUUUGUUACUGACGGGGACGCCCCUACAGAAUAACCUGUUGGAACUGAUGUCUCUGUUGUGUUUUGUAAUGCCAGAAAUCUUCAGUGGAAAAACUGAUCAAUUAAAACAGAUGUUCUCCAUGAUCAAUAGAGGAGUUGAUGAUAAAGCCAAAAGUAAAUAUGAAAGGGAGAGAAUUCAGCAUGCCAAGAGAAUCAUGAGACCAUUCGUUUUACGAAGGCUUAAGUCUGAGGUCCAGCGACAGCUACCCCAGAAGAAGGACCGGGUCCUGUAUUGUGAACUAAUUCCCCAGCAGAGGGCGCUGUACCAACAGCUGAUCACAAAAUUCAAACAGGUCAUAAAGGACGACCAGGUCAAGGAAUCGCGGGAUGGAGCCUCCAUGUUGAUGCAGCUGAGGAAAGCAUCCAAUCACCCGCUUUUGUUACGGAACCAUUACACUGAAGAUAAACUGAUGAAGAUGGCCAAACAACUCACAAAGGAACCUUCCCACAGAGAGAGAGGGGCGCUGGCUGAGCUGAUUCAUGAGGACAUGAUGGUCUUAAAUGACUAUGACAUCAUGAAGCUGUGUGACCAGUACAAGAAAUAUAUAGGAAGUUACAAACUAGACUCUCAAGUCAUUAUGGAGUCAGGGAAAUUCAGGGAACUGGAGAAACUUCUGGAAACUUAUGAAUCUCAGGGAGACAGAGUUUUACUCUUCAGUCAGUUUACAAUGAUGAUGGAUAUAAUGGAGGAUUUUUUAAAGACCAAGAAUUACUCCUACCUACGUCUGGACGGCUCUACACCGGUACCAGAAAGACAAGAAUUGAUAGACAAGUUUACCAAAGAUGAGAGUAUAUUCAUCUUUAUGUUGUCUACACGAGCCGGUGGUUUGGGGAUCAAUCUAACAGCAGCUAAUGUGGUCAUCAUCCAUGACAUCGACUUCAACCCGUACAAUGAUAAACAAGCCGAAGAUCGGUGUCACAGGGUGGGACAGACCAGGGAGGUGUCAAUAAUUCGUCUGAUCAGUAAAGACACGGUAGAGGAGGGUAUGCUGAGAUGUGCUCGAGACAAACUCAAACUGGAGAAGGACAUAACAACUGAUGAAAGCACAGAUAAAGAAAAUCCUUCAGAUGUGGCAUCUCUCCUCAAAGGUGCUUUGGCCGACAGUUCUUGACCCCAGUUGAACUCUAGUCUGCCAAUCAUAUUAUAACGUUCACAACCUCAGAACAAACUC